AUGAUAAGCUCGAUGUUUCACAAACUUUUGCCCAAUAACAUUGACGUGUACGCUGUGUCCGCUACAUUGCCUGAUCAGGACGGGUGGCAGGCAUUUUGCCAUGAAAAAAUUUUCCAAACUUGUCAUGGAAAAUCGCCAAAAUUGGUUAAAGGUGAUAUUAUAUUUGAUCAUAUUAUGAACGAUAGGGUAAAUACUAUAGAUGUGCCGCUAUAUAUGGCCAGAAUAGCUAUAGACGAAGCUAAAGAUACCAAUGAGAGGCACAGUCUUAAUGAUAAAUUGCAAAUCUUAUUGAAUGGCAGACAAUAUGUGGACAAACAUAUGUCUGAAUACGUGAAUAGUAUUCAACACUUAUUGACAGUCGAUAGCAAUGCUAUUCUAAACACUAAACAAGAGCUCAAUAAUAGACAGUGUUAUCAAAAUCUUGUCGAUAGAUUUCAUCAAAAGUGUUUUAAUUUGAAUCAAAAUCCAUACGUUUUGGGAAAACUGUAUAUAUUUGUGAAUAUAUGCGAAGAAAUGCGUGAAUCGAGUGAUGCGGACAUCAAUGCUGUCAACCAAUUGCUGAUACAAGUGGCUGUGAAACACACUUAUGAAAAAAACUAA
This is a messenger RNA of Medioppia subpectinata, 600 nucleotides long. The record is from the annotation of a GenBank genome assembly. NCBI's taxonomy places the organism in Eukaryota, Metazoa, Arthropoda, Arachnida, Sarcoptiformes, Oppiidae.